UUUCAGAGAAAAUGAAUGAACGAGAAACGUAAACAAAAUUUUUGCUUUCGUGGUAGAACUCCGGUAGUAAACUUUCAGUGAUAAUAACUAGCACAUAAUUUUAUUUUGAAUAAAAAUUAAAUAAAAGCGAAAUUCUGCCUUCCGUGAGCGAGAGCAUAUGUUUACGUAGAAUAUUGUGCCGCGAAAUUCUGCUCCAAAUCGUUUACAAUUUCGCAUCCGAAAAAAAAUAAGAAUAGCCUGCACAAUGAAUCAGGAGAUUCGCAUGAAAACUAAGCACUUCUACGGUGUGCUUGUGAUAUUAGGCUUCCUGUUGAUUUAUAGCUUAAGUUCAAACCGAGGCUGUGAUAGAACCGCUGACUUGCAAUUAGAUCUGCAAUCCUUCCAGGAGAGCCGGGAGGCCUUCAUUCCGAACCAGAGGGGACCAACCAUCUACGCCAUAACGCCAACGUAUGCCAGGCCCGUGCAGAAGGCCGAACUGACCAGAUUAUCACAUGUAGUGCGCCUCUCGCCGAAUGUCUUUUGGGUGAUUGUCGAGGAUGCCGACCAUGCAUCCGAUCUGGUGACGAAUCUCCUGAGGCGGAGCGGUUUACAAGACCGCAGCAUUCAAUUGUAUGCCAAAACGCCAACCAAUUUCAAACUGCAAGGGAAAGAUCCCAACUGGCUCAAACCUCGAGGGGUAGAGCAGCGCAACAAAGCCUUGGAAUGGACGAGAAAACACAUGGCUGAGAAUGGAGGACGCGAAAGACAUUCAGUUGUCUAUUUCAUGGAUGAUGACAACACAUACAGCACCGAACUGUUCGCUGAGAUUUCGAAAAUUGAAAGGAAUAAGGUUGGAGUCUGGCCCGUCGGCCUGGUUGGAGGAUUAAUGGUCGAAAAGCCGGUCCUAAACCGGGAUGAUAUAGUUCUGGGAUUCAACAGUGCGUGGCGCCCAGAGAGACCAUUUCCACUGGACAUGGCGGGAUUUGCCAUCAGCUCCGAUCUGCUUCUGGACAAUCCACAGGCGCAGUUCAGUUACGAAGUUGAACGCGGCUACCAGGAGAGCGAAAUUCUUCGCCAUCUAACGAUUGUCCACGAGAUGCAACCGCUGGCGAACAAAUGCACCGAAGUGCUUGUAUGGCACACCCGAACCGAGACACCAAAACUGGACGCGGAAAAACAACUAACGAAAGCUGGAAAGCAUUCGGACACUGGUUUAGAAGUGUAAACAUGAAAUUGUGAUAGUUGUUUCCAUGAAGUCUUGGGAAUGUUUACAAUUUUGUCGAAAUCGACGCAAAACAAAUGUGGCUUAUGAAAAUGUUCAACAUGAUAGUUGCUCGGAAAUACUCAUAUUUUACUGUGGAAAAUUUAUUGAAUAACAACGAUAUCCGUUUUAAUGUCUUGGGUCCGAGAGUUUUGUGUCUCGUUUACAUACCAGUAUUAUGCAGUGGACUUCAUGCCAAUCGAACAACAGGAGAAAACUUAUUCAAAUAUUUCGGCAGCAGAUACCUACAUGAUAUUACUGUAGAGUAUGAUAAUCUUUAUUUUCAUUUUCUAUUCAUUUUUCUAUAAAACUAUUGAUUGUAUUUUUUUACGUUCACUUUAAGACUGUUAUCCCAAACAAAAAAAAAAAUCAAAUGGGAAAAUUAAUUUUAUAUCAACUUCAGUUAGUUAUAUUGAAUCUGUUAGCUUGUAUUUAAAUGGGAAGAAUUUCCUUUUAUGUUUGUCACGUUUUCA
Messenger RNA from Armigeres subalbatus, 1713 nucleotides. RefSeq names its product galactosylgalactosylxylosylprotein 3-beta-glucuronosyltransferase I (gene GlcAT-I). Gene Ontology annotation, cellular component: Golgi membrane. Gene Ontology annotation, molecular function: galactosylgalactosylxylosylprotein 3-beta-glucuronosyltransferase activity. The record is from RefSeq and is a predicted model, not a curated record. The transcript is spliced from 3 exons. Gene Ontology annotation, biological process: chondroitin sulfate proteoglycan biosynthetic process; carbohydrate metabolic process. The coding region runs from base 245 to 1204 and encodes 319 amino acids. NCBI's taxonomy places the organism in Eukaryota, Metazoa, Arthropoda, Insecta, Diptera, Culicidae.